Molecule: messenger RNA, 1884 nt
Organism: Antrostomus carolinensis (chuck-will's-widow)
Lineage: Eukaryota; Metazoa; Chordata; Aves; Caprimulgiformes; Caprimulgidae
Gene: GRID1
Product: glutamate ionotropic receptor delta type subunit 1
Exons: 9
Biological process (GO): monoatomic ion transport
Cellular component (GO): membrane
Molecular function (GO): ligand-gated monoatomic ion channel activity; signaling receptor activity
Source: RefSeq, a predicted model, not a curated record
UUGGCAACGUGGGACUCUGAGAAAGGACUGAAUGGUAGCCUACAAGAACGACGUCUGGGCAACGACUUACAAGGACUGACACUCAAAGUGGUGACUGUCUUGGAAGAACCUUUUGUGAUGGUGGCGGAGAACAUACUUGGGCAACCAAAACGGUAUAAAGGAUUUUCCAUUGAUGUCCUGGAUGCACUUGCCAAGAAUCUGGGCUUCAAAUAUGAGAUAUAUCAAGCUCCUGAUGGAAAAUAUGGACAUCAGCUCCAAAACAGCUCCUGGAAUGGCAUGAUUGGAGAACUCAUUAACAAGAGAGCAGACCUAGCCAUCUCAGCCAUCACUAUAACACCGGAACGAGAAAGUGUUGUGGACUUCAGCAAGCGAUACAUGGACUAUUCCGUGGGGAUCUUAAUCAAAAAGCCUGAAGAGAAAAUCAACAUCUUCUCUCUCUUUGCUCCUUUUGAUUUUGCGGUGUGGGCUUGCAUUGCUGCAGCCAUCCCUAUAGUUGGUGUCUUGAUAUUUGUCCUGAACCGGAUCCAGGCAGUCAGGGCACAGAACGCUUCCCAGCCGAGCCCCUCUGCUUCCUCCACCCUCCACAGUGCCAUCUGGGUCGUGUACGGUGCCUUUGUUCAACAAGGGGGCGAAACUACUGUCAAUUCUGUGGCUAUGCGCAUUGUAAUGGGAAGCUGGUGGCUCUUCACCCUUAUCGUGUGCUCUUCCUACACAGCAAAUUUAGCAGCAUUUCUCACAGUAUCAAGGAUGGAUAAUCCCAUAAGAACAUUUCAGGAUCUAUCCAAACAGAUGGAUAUAUCUUAUGGUACAGUCAGGGAUUCAGCAGUGUAUGAAUACUUUAAAGCAAAAGGGACAAACCCUUUGGAGCAGGACAACACCUUUGCUGAACUGUGGAGGACUAUCAGCAAGAAUAAUGGGGCAGAUAAUUGUGUAUCGAACCCUUCUGAAGGCAUCAGGAAGGCAAAGAAAGGAAACUAUGCUUUCCUGUGGGAUGUGACAGUGGUGGAAUAUGCUGCACUGACGGAUGAUGAAUGCUCUGUGACAGUCAUUGGAAACAGCAUCAGCAGCAAAGGAUAUGGAAUAGCACUCCAGCAUGGAAGCCCCUACAGAGAUCUUUUCUCUCAGAGGAUCCUAGAGUUGCAAGAAAGCGGAGAUUUGGAUGUUCUUAAACAGAAAUGGUGGCCACGGAUGGGACGUUGUGACCUGAAUAGCCAUACCAAUGCACAGACAGAUGGGAAGGCACUCAAGCUUCACAGUUUUGCAGGUGUUUUCUGCAUUUUAGCAAUAGGCCUUCUUCUUGCGUGCUUGGUGGCAGCAUUGGAGUUGUGGUGGAACAGCAACCGUUGUCAUCAAGAAACACCGAAAGAGUUACAGCACGGGCAGCAGCAAUGCAAACUUCCUCACAUUGCCCCACAAAUGUGCCUCAACCCUGACCUAGAGAGACCACCUUUAGGGGACAAAGAAGUGAACCUGGAGCAGGUCCAUAGACGCAUGAACAGUUUAAUUGAUGAAGACAUAGCCCACAAGCAAAUCUCUCCAGCGUCCAUUGAAAUCUCAGCCUUGGAGAUUGGUGGCAUGCAGCCAACUCAGACCCUGGAGCCAGUUCGUGAAUACCAGAACACGCAACUUUCUGUCACCACAUUUUUACCAGAACAGACAACUCAUGGUGCCAGCAGGACACUCACAGCUGCUUCCGGCAGCAACCUGCCGCUGCCCCUGAGCAGCUCAGCCACCAUGCCCUCCAUACAGUGUAAACACAGAUCGCCAAAUGGAGGACUAUUUCGUCAGAGUCCUGUGAAAACCCCGAUCCCAAUGUCAUUUCAGUCUGUACCGGGGGGAGUCAUUCCAGAAGCAAUGGAGCCCUCGCAUGGAACAUCCAUAUGA